This is a messenger RNA of Girardinichthys multiradiatus, 5944 nucleotides long. It is a transcript of the gene lama4, whose product is annotated as laminin, alpha 4. Gene Ontology annotation, biological process: regulation of embryonic development; cell adhesion; regulation of cell adhesion. The record is from RefSeq and is a predicted model, not a curated record. The coding region runs from base 175 to 5802 and encodes 1875 amino acids. The transcript is spliced from 40 exons. Lineage: Eukaryota; Metazoa; Chordata; Actinopteri; Cyprinodontiformes; Goodeidae. Gene Ontology annotation, molecular function: signaling receptor binding.
AGAGAGAAGAGAGGAAGUCCACAAAAGUUAGUUUUACAUGAUUCAACCAGGGCCGGGACAAGGGGCAGUGCAGCAUUUGGACAUCAGGAGAAGUGGAAACGUGAAGUAAAGGUUGAAGAAGCCCAGAGGACACAGCUUUUGACAGAGAAGGGGGGUUGCUGGACAAACACAAAUAUGGCUCCUAAUUCCCUGUCCUGCCUCUGCCUUGUCUCCAUCCUCUCAGGAAUUGUCUGUCCAACUUCUGCCACCAGAUUUGGGGAACAGCAACACACUGUUCUGGAAGUGUGUGCAAAAGGUCUUUUCCUCAGUGAUCAAAACAUAUGUCUUCCAUGUAACUGCAAGGGCCAUGCUGACAACUGCGAAGACAUCACUGGCAUUUGUAUUAACUGCAGGGACCACAGCACAGGGGAUUUUUGUGAAAUGUGUGAAGAUGGCUACAUCCUGAGCUCUAGGCAGGAUGGGCUACAUGCCUGUAUACCCUGUUCCUGCCCCAUCUCCUCCGACUCUAAUAACUUUGCUGUGUACUGCAAAAAAGGGGUUAGCAGUCUGCAAUGCAAGUGCAAAGAGGGCUACGCUGGAUAUCACUGUGAGAGGUGUGCUCCAGGUUACUAUGGCAACCCAAUGCUGAUUGGUUCAUCUUGUAAGAGGUGUGACUGUAAUGGCAACACUGACCCUAACUUGAUCUUCAACGAGUGCCACAACGUGACGGGCCGCUGCCAGCACUGCUGGGGAAACACGGCUGGUGACAACUGCGAGAGGUGUGCCCCGGGUUUCUAUGGUGACCCCAUCAGCGCCAAGAACUGCAGAGAGUGCGAGUGCGACAAAUGCGGCACCUCCUCAUGUGACGACAGGACAGGAGUGUGUCACUGCAAGCCGGGAAUCAAAGGACGCCUCUGUGACCAGUGUGAGGAGGGAUACUUUGGCUUCUCCAGCUGUCAGGGCUGCAGGAGGUGUGAAUGUGGGCCAGCUUCCAUUCGCACAACGUGCCAUCCUCUUACCCACAGCUGUCCGUGCCGCCCCGGGGCUGGAGGUCGUUACUGCGAGCGCUGCCUCCCAGGAUACUGGGAUUACAGCCCUUCCGGCUGCCAGAAGUGUGACUGUGAGAGUGGCCACUGUAAUAUGCAUACAGGAGAAUGCCUUGCAGAGGCUACAGUCAAUCUCUGCAACAACAGCUGUGAUGAUUGUAUAUGGCAGCUGAUCAGAGAUUUAAGGUUGUCCAAUAAGACCCUGGACCAGCUGAAGGUUGGGGUGUUGAACAUAUCAACUGGUGCUGCUGCUAACGACAGGAUCAAAUACUACAACUACACUGCUCAUCAACUCCAGAGGCAGUUUCAAGUCUGGAGAAAUAAAUCAUCUGUAAUUAAAGGGCGGACAUAUGAGCUGGAAGAGGGUGCAGAAACUGUUCUGGUGGACAUCAAGGAGCUCAGAGAGUUGGAGAGCCCGAUUAAGCAUUUGGGGAAUCAGCUGGAAAAAGAGACCCUGGAGACCUUUACCUUGGCUGAGCAACUCUGCAAUAAUCUCACAGAUCUCAACAUACGCAUUGAAGAUAUGAUCCAUGACUGGGAACUGUACAAUGUCCAGCAGGAGAUGGAUCCAGAGGCGGUCAGACGUAGCACAGAGAUAGCCCAGGACAUGAUGUCAUGGAUGAGACAGCUUGACUUGUCACCACGAGAACCCGUUGCCAUGAAUGAAACAACUGAGGCCCAUGACUUGCUGACGCGUAUCCGUCAGUUGGGGAAGAAACUGAUGAAUACAGAGGGCCGUCUCCCGUCUGUCAGAGAGGUCUUGUCCCGUUUCUCCACCAGACUCUCUGAGGCUCGGGAAUUUCUCCUUAACGCCGCCAGCACUGUGCAGGAAGCGGAGGACAAGAAUAGAGCCAGCCUCCUCAAAUUCCAAAGGAAAGAGGUGAAACAGCAGAGACUGACAGAGGAGCAACUGGCUAUCAACAGCACACUGGAGAUGAGCAGAGAUUUGAUCUCCGAAGCCGAGAGGAACCUGGCUGAGGUGGAUGCUUUAGCACAGAAUGUGACAGAGUACCAUGCCGAGGUUGAUGGCGCCAGUCAGAAGCUGACAGAGAAGACGGAGCGUCUCUCGCAUGCGGACAGAAAUCUAGUUCAUAAGGCCGAUGAUCACGCCUUGGAGCUGGAGAGACAGGCCAACGAGCUGGAGGAGGAUCUGAAACAAAGCGAUGCCAAUGGGUUCGUUCAGAGAGCAAUAAGUGCUGCCAACGUUUAUAACAACAUAGUGAAAUACAUCGAUGAUGCCAACAUCACUUCGCUCACCACGCUCAACUUAUCUCAGAGGGCAGAAGAUGCUACCAGUGGGAUAAAAAGCCAUCUUGGUUACCUGGUGAAGCAGAGUGCAAAUGUGUACCUGGAAUCUGUUUCAUUGCAAUCAGAACAGCAUGACGUAUUAACAAAAGUGGCUGAUGGUGUGACAUACAUUGAGGAGACUGAGAAAAUCAUGGAAAAACAUCAGAAAAAGCUUGAAGAGAUAGUGAAUGACAUCAUGGUAAUUCAGACAGACAGAACCCCACAACGUCUGAACUUUUCCUUGGAAGUGGCAGAAGAGACUCUCAACCGGUCGGCAGAAGUCCUUCAGACCAUCACUCCCAUCAACAACAAAGUGCAGCAGUGGGCUCACAACAUGAGAAACAACGAGUACUCUACAGCUGCAUAUGCAAAUGUUGUUGUUUCUGCUAAAGAAGCAGUGAAAAACCUGAAUGAGCUUGUCCCUGAGUUGCUGAACAAGCUGAAGGUGGUCGAAGACAAGAAGCCUGUCAGCAAUGUGACCACUAACAUCAUGAGGAUCAGAGAGCUCAUUGCACAAGCCAGAAGUGUGGCCAAGAAAGUUCAAGUGUCCAUGAAGUUUACGGGACAGUCAUCAGUGGAGGUUCAUCCGCCCAGCAACCUGGAAGAGCUGAAGACGGUGACAUCCAUCAGCCUGUUCAUGAGGGUGGAUCCAGACAAAGACCCAAUAGAGGACCGGUUCAUCCUGUAUUUGGGAGACAGAAAUGGCAAGAAGGACUACAUGGGCUUGGCAAUCAAGAACGAUAAACUGGUGUUUGUGUACAACCUCGGCCGUGAAGAUGUUGAAAUCCCGCUGUCCUCUAAGCCUGUCAGUCAGUGGCCGGCAGUCUUUAACUAUAUCAAAAUAGAAAGGUUGGGGAGACAUGGGAAAGUUUACCUGACUAUUCCCAGUCAGAGCACCACAGAUGAGCAGAAAUUCAUCCAGAAAGGCGAAGCUCCCAGCACAGACUCACUGUUCGAUGUCGAUCCCAAUAAUGUAGUGUUCUUCAUUGGAGGUGUUCCACCAGAUGUCAAGUUGCCACCUCCUCUGAGUCUUGCCCACUUUGUUGGCUGCAUCGAGUUGGCUUCUCUCAACAACGACGUCAUCAGUCUGUACAAUUUCAAAGAGACUCACGAUUUGAAUGUAGCUGUUUCACCUCCAUGCCCCAGGUACAAGUUGGCGUUCUCUCAGAGUCGCAUUGCAAGCUAUCUAUUUGAUGGAACGGGCUACGCACUCAUCCGUAAUAUUGAGAGAAGAGCGAAGUUCGGUCAAGUCAUAAGAUUUGACAUUUCUGUGCGAACGAUCGCAAACAACUGUGCCAUUUUCCUCAUGGUCAGCGAGGGCAAUUUUUUCCUUUUAGAAAUAAAGAAUGGCUUCCUACGCCUAACGUACGACUUCAGCUUCAGCGAUGGACCAAAGCAUUUGGAGAAUAACUCACCAAAGUUUCAAAUAAAUGAUGCAAAAUACCAUGAGGUGUCAGUGAUCUACCAUCAAUUAAAGAAAGUUAUCCUACUAGUGGACAAGAGUCUUGUUAAAACUGUCGAGAAUCCCAAAACCCCACUGCCUUUCUCAGAUAUUUACAUCGGUGGAGCUCCUUCCAGCAUCCUAAAAUCUAGGCCAGAGCUGUCUUCUGUGGCUGGCCUGAAGGGUUGUGUCAAAGGAUUCCUGUUCCAGAAAAGAGACUUUAACUUGUUGGAGGAGCCUGGCACUAUUGGUAUCAGCAGCGGUUGCCCCGAGGAGUCUGUUAUGUCCCGCGAAGCUUAUUUCAAUGGAGAGAGCUAUCUUGGAUCCCCAGCAAAAAUCUCACCAUUUGACAACUUUGAAGGAGGUCUUAACUUCAAAACUCUGCUGCCCAGCGGACUCCUGUUCUACUACACUGAAGGGUCUGAUGAGUUCAGCAUCGCCCUGGAGAACGGAGCAGUAGUGUUGAACAACAGAGGAACGAAGGUUAAAUUACAAAAGAAACAAUACAAUGAUGGGAGGACACACUUCUUAUUGGCUUCAGUCAACAAGCAGAGGUAUUUACUGUUAGUGGACGACAAAGACAAACAGGAGAAAAAGCGACCGUCAGCAGCCACGAAGUCCUCCUCAGAUUCUCUUGUAAAGACCUUUUAUUAUGGAGGGUCUCCGAGCAGCAGCUUAAAAAACUUCACUGGUUGCAUCAGCUACGCGUACAUCAACAGAAAAGACCGAGACAUUGAGACUGAGGACUUCCAGAAGUACACAGAGAAGGUGAAUGUUUCUCUGCAGGAGUGUCCGGUACAGCAGCCUCCUGCUGCACUCAUGUCACCUCUCAAGGGAACUUCUAAAGCCAAACACACCCAGUCCCAGAAGGUUGCCAGAGAUAAGUCCAGUCAUCUUCUGGAAGUGACCAGCUCUGAUCUGGAGCCAUUACAACCAAACAUCCAGUCUUGCUACCUCUCCCAAAGUCCUAGAUCAACACGCCAAGCCUUCCACUACGGCGGCGUUGCCAACAGCAGGCAACACUACGCAGGUGUCCCUGAUUCUCUUUCUGAGAGGUGCCACUUCUCUCUGUCACUAAAGAUCCAAUCAGCCUCCGGCCUCAUCUUUUAUGUAUCCGAUGUCCAAGAGGACAACUUCAUGGCUCUGUUUCUGGCCAAUGGAAAACUUGUGUUUAGUUUCAGUGUGGGAGACAAAAAAGUUCAGAUUAGGAGUGAAAAGAAAUAUGAUGAUGGUGCAUGGCACAGUAUUGUUUGUGUCCGUGAUGGAAGUAUGGGGCGCCUAAUAAUCGACAGGCUCACAGUGUUUGAAGACAAAGUUCAGGCAAACAAUGUUCCCUGGCAUGUCAGCGACUCCCUCUUUGUCGGAGGAGUUCCUCCUGGGAAGGCAAAAAGGACUAUUCAGAGAAACUCUGCAUAUAGCUUUACUGGCUGUUUAAAGAACCUUCAGCUUGAUGGACGAAGGCUGUCCUCUGUGGCUGAGACAUUUGGGGUCAGUCCAUGCUUUGAAGGACUCUCUGAGGAUGGAACAUACUUCUCAGAGGAGGGAGGGUAUGUGGUUCUGGAUGAAUCCUUCGAGCUCGGGCUGACAUUCGAGUUAGUAGUGGAAGUGCGUCCUCGUGUGCCAUCAGCGGUGCUACUACAUGUGCGCGCAUCAGAGGGUUAUUUCAUAAUGUACAUUCAUCAAGGCGCGGUGGUUGUUCUUGUCUAUGAUGGCACACAUGAGUUCUCUACAAAGGUAUCACCAAGACAGGGUGUGUGUGAUGGCACCUGGCACAGAAUCACAGUGAUCCGCGAUGCCAAUGUUGUUCAGCUGGAUGUGGACUCUGAGAUCAAGCAUGUUGUAGGACCUGUGAACCCCCGGUCUGCAGACACAAGGAAACCAGUGUUUAUUGGUGGAGCUCCAGAUCUCUUUCUCCCAGAACAUAUUGGCACCAGGAAGCCCUACGUGGGCUGCAUGAAGAACCUGACCAUAAACCAGAGCCAAGCAAGCUUCAGCAAGGCGAUUCUGGUCAGUGGAGCUGUCAGCGUUGGAAGCUGUCCUGGAGCAUAAUACUAUUUGCUAUCAGUAGCCCCAUUACAGCACUGACCGAACUCAAUUUCAGAAUUUAUUUUUAUUAAACAAUACCCACUAGGAGUUUGUUAAUUUGGUCCAAUGUUUCUUUCUUUGUCUAAGUCACUGUUUUUGUUUUCCA